GCGCCUCCCAGAAGGCUCCGCGCGUUGUCCUCCUCGCCCUCCCUCAAGGCCGCCUCGCUCGCUCUCCCAGUGUGUCCGCUGUCGCUAUGCUGCCCGCUGCACUGCUUCGCCGUCCGGGUCUGCGCCGCCUGGUGCUCCAGGCGCGUGCCUACGCCGAGGCCGCCGCCCCCGCCCCCGCCGCCGGGCCCGGACAGAUGUCCUUCACCUUCGCCUCCCCGACGCAGGUGUUCUUUGACGGUGUCAACGUCCGGCAGGUGGAUGUGCCUACACUGACCGGAGCCUUUGGCAUCCUGGCAUCCCAUGUUCCCACACUGCAGGUCCUACGGCCUGGCCUGGUGGUGGUCCAUGCUGAAGAUGGCACCACAACUAAGUACUUUGUGAGCAGUGGCUCCGUCACUGUGAAUGCAGACUCCUCAGUACAGCUACUGGCUGAAGAAGCUGUGACCCUGGACAUGCUGGACCUGGGGGCAGCGCGGGCCAACCUGGAGAAGGCGCGGUCAGAACUGUCCGGCACAACGGAUGAGGCAGCACGGGCUGAGAUCCAGAUCUGCAUUGAGGCCAAUGAGGCCCUGGUGAAGGCCCUGGAGUAGGCGGUGCAUGUCUGUCACCCACAGGGAAACUGAGGCAGGUCCAGGCAGUUGGAAACUGUUCCCUGGAGCCUAGUCAGUUGGUUGCUGCUCCAGUUGCCACAAGGGGGCAGCAGUGCUCCAACCACUGGCUUAAAAAACUUCCUGGUGCCUUGUCUGGCUUGGAGGUCUUUCCCCAGCCUUCCCACAGCCUGGGAUCCCCACGCCACCCCUGGAGAGCUGGCACUGCUCUCCCCCACCCCCAUCCCCACCCCCAUAGCCACCGGACAGUCAGCUUGCCCUGGCUUGCCUCCAUUAAACACCAGGAACCAA
Messenger RNA from Cricetulus griseus (Chinese hamster), 899 nucleotides. NCBI's taxonomy places the organism in Eukaryota, Metazoa, Chordata, Mammalia, Rodentia, Cricetidae. The record is from RefSeq and is a predicted model, not a curated record.